ACAGAGUAUAAGAAAUGAAAAUUUGAAAGAAUAAAUAAUUACGUCACUCGUCUUCUUCUUCUUAUGAUUCUCCUCCACCAUGGCCGUCGGCUCCUCCUCCUCAUCCACCCAUUGGUUAAGGUAAUCCCCCAUCACCAUCAUCAUCAUCCGCCCAAAAGCUGUGUCAAAUUUACAGAAAAUCAACACACAGAAUGUUUGGCAUUUUAAUCCCCCAAACCCAAACGCCUUUGCACUUCUCACCACCCCACUGCAACACCACCCAUAUUCUCUGCCGCCACAGCCCCCGCCCCCGCCGCCGCUUUAAAAGGAACAAGACAAGAGAAGUCUUUCUCAACAAUAAACCUCCUACCACCUUCUCCUCAUUCCCAAUUCCCUUCUUCACUACUGCUACUAGUGCUGCUGCUAUUGCCACAGCCAACUCUUCAGCUGCUGCUGCUGCUUCUUGUCUUCCUUAUCAUAAGGAUGAUGAUGAUUGCAAGGGUGAUGACAAUGCGCUACCGCUUCCUCUUCCCAAAUCUGAUGCUUCAAAAAACAACAAGCCCCUUCUCUCCUCUGCUCUUUUCUGGCUGCUUGUAGCUGUUUUUACUUCAUUCCGAAUCCUGGGGAGCCCACAUGCUGCUGCCAUGGCUGCCGUGGUCACUACUACUACUACUACUACUACUGAGGUAACUAGGAAGAAGACCAACCCUACUGCCGCUACAAACACCGAGCAGCAGGACAUCCGACGUGAUAAGCCCCGCUACCAGUAUUCACAUUCUACCCAGAGAUUGUUAGACAUUGUCUCCCAGCGAUUGCUUAGAAAAAUGGAGGAUGUCAAAAAUGGCAAAGACACCGUCCAUAGUGUUGAGGAGGCCUUGAAAGAUGUCAAAUUCAAGAAAAAAGAAUUGCAAGACGAGAUUAUGAGUGGGCUCUAUGCAGACUUGAGAGUUUUUAGAGCAGAAAAAACUGUUUUGCUCAAGCGCUCCGAGGAUAUACUUGACGCUGUUUCGAAGGCUAAGAGGGAGGAGGAGAUCCUCAGUAGGAGCAGCAGCAACAACAACAGGGCUGGAGACUUAGCAGUAGCAGUAAAGGAUAAGAUUGUCAAGUUGGAGGAGGAAAUGAGGAAUGGUGAAACUCAAUACAACGAAAUGUGGGACAGGGUAGCCGAAAUUGAUGAUCAGAUUUUGAGGAGGGAGACCGUGGCCUUGAGCAUUGGCGUGAGGGAGCUUUCAUUUAUCGAGCGCGAGUGCGAGCAGUUGGUUCAAGGGUUCUUGAGGGAUAUGAGGCGGACCAAUGUUGAAAGUGUGCAAAAUAAUUCUGUUACCAAGCUGUCCAUAUCUGAGAUUAAGGAUCAACUGCAAAGUGCACAUAGACAAUUCUUGGAGCAGAUUGCUCUCCGUAAUGUUUCAGUAGGUGAGGAUCAUGAUUAUGAGUAUAAUGCAGAAUCACUUGCAUUUGCUCAACGCAUAAAACAUGCACUAAGUGCUUCAAAGGAUAUGCAGAAGAAUCUGGAGGAUCAUUUAAGAAAAAGGAUGAAGAAAUAUGGUGAUGAAAAACGUUUUGUUGUGAGCACUCCAGUAGAUGAAGUUGUGAAGGGUUUUCCAGAAUUUGAGUUGAAGUGGAUGUUUGGAAGUAAGGAGGUCGUAGUUCCAAAAUCUGUUGGCCUUCAUUUAUUUCACGGUUGGAAAAGAUGGCGUGAAGAAGUGAAAGCCAAUUUCAAACGAGAUUUGCUGGAAAAUGUUGAACUUCGUAAAAAGUAUGUGGCCGAGAGACAGGAAAAAAUUCUAUUGGAUCGGGACAGAGUAAUGUCAAGGACUUGGUACAAUGAAGAAAGAAAUAUGUGGGAAAUGGACCCUAUAGCUGUUCCUUAUGCUGUGUCCAAGAAACUUAUCCAGAGUGCUCGAAUAAGGCAUGAUUGGGCUGCAAUGUAUAUUACGCUUAAGGGAGAUGAGAGAGAAUAUUAUGUUGAUGUGAAGGAAUUUGAAAUGCUGUUUGAAGAUUUUGGAGGGUUUGAUGGGCUGUAUUUGAAAAUGCUUGCCUACGGUGUUCCAACUGUGGUUCAGCUUAUGUGGAUUCCUUUCUCAGAAUUAGACUUUGGUCAACAGUUUCUCUUAGUAAUGAGACUUUGCCAUCAGUGCUUGACUGGAUUAUGGAAUACUACUGUUGUCUCGCGUGCAAGAGGCUGGAUCAUUGAUAAAAUUAGAAAUAUAAAUGAUGACUUAAUGAUGAUGAUUGUUUUCCCCACUGUGGAGUUCAUUAUUCCUUACUCGAUUAGAAUGAGAUUAGGAAUGGCUUGGCCAGAGUAUGUUGAUCAAUCUGUGGGUUCAACUUGGUACUUGAAGUGGCAGUCCGAGGCUGAAAUGAACUUUAGAUCAAGGAAAACAGAUGGAUUACAGUGGUAUCUUUGGUUUCUACUUAGAUCUGUCAUAUAUGGAUUUGUGUUGCUUCAUGUCUUCCGGUUCAUGAGGAGAAAAAUUCCAGGACUUCUUGGUUAUGGGCCUCUAAGGAGAGAUCCAAACUUAAGGAAGUUACAGAGAGUGAAAUAUUAUUUUAAGUCUAGGUUGAGGAGUAUAAAGCAAAAGAAGAAGGAUGGUGUUGACCCUAUAAGUACAGCUUUCGAUCAAAUGAAGAGAGUUAAGAAUCCUCCUAUAAGGUUGAAAGAUUUUGCAAGUGUUGACUCUAUGAGAGAAGAAAUUAACGAAGUUGUGGCGUUUCUACAAAAUCCUCGUGCAUUUCAAGACAUGGGAGCUCGUGCCCCUAGGGUCCAAAUCCUUUAA
Coffea eugenioides is the source of this 2756-nucleotide messenger RNA. Its product is annotated as probable inactive ATP-dependent zinc metalloprotease FTSHI 5, chloroplastic. Gene Ontology annotation, cellular component: chloroplast thylakoid. The record is from RefSeq and is a predicted model, not a curated record. The transcript is spliced from 8 exons. Gene Ontology annotation, biological process: proteolysis. The coding region runs from base 192 to 2756 and encodes 854 amino acids. Lineage: Eukaryota; Viridiplantae; Streptophyta; Magnoliopsida; Gentianales; Rubiaceae. Gene Ontology annotation, molecular function: ATP-dependent peptidase activity.